This is a messenger RNA of Coturnix japonica (Japanese quail), 1598 nucleotides long. RefSeq names its product FANCD2 opposite strand (gene FANCD2OS). Lineage: Eukaryota; Metazoa; Chordata; Aves; Galliformes; Phasianidae. The record is from RefSeq and is a predicted model, not a curated record.
CGGUGCCGGGAGGGUUGCUGGGAGAACGAGCCACGGCUUCUCCGGCCAACGGCCGUGCCCGGCGGGCAGGCAGGGCCCGGGGCUCGGCGGGCUGGAUGCCAGCUGGUUGCAGGGCGCCAUGGCGGACUGUUACCAGCUGUGGGCCCCCUCGCCCCUGGACGAGUCGCUGAGCUGGCUGAGGGGAACGCCGCCGCCACCGCCGCCCGCCGUCUCGGCGCACCCGUUCCGCUGGGCCGGCCUGCAGGCGGCGGCGGCGGCGGGCGAGCGGCGGGGCGGCGGGGCGGCGCUGCUGCGGCCGCAAGCCGUGAGGCUGCAGAGCCUCGACGCCGUCUUCGAGCGGCUGGUGACGGCGCAGCCGCCGCGCCGGAUCGGCGCCCUGCGUGUGUCGGAGAGCUCGGCUUUCUGCCGGGUCGUGGACUCGCGGCGGUGGCGGGCCUACGGGCUGCGGGAGGCUGAGGCGCGUGUGGCCACCACCAUGUGCCAGCAGAUGAUGCGAGCCAUCCUGCUGCUCUACGCCGCCUACAAGAAGUGCGCCUUCGCCCUGCAGCACACCCCCUGAGACACGGAGGGAACGCCCCUGGGCGGGCAGCGGGCUGUCUGCUGCCUCAGGACCGUGCCCAGACUUGUCACAACUCGAAGCCCUGCGCGCUGAGCACGCAGCAAAGCUUUGGCUUGUAUGGCCCCGCACUUGCAAAGUAUCCAAAUGCAGCUGGUGGAGGCGGGAGAUGUGGAGUUGGUCACCAAUUCCAUCAUGUGGAUGAAGAGCCUUGCGCCUCAUGGUGGCUUUCAUGGAUGUGACUGCACCAGGCUGCCUGCGUUUGGGACCUCUGUCUCACUGGUGCUAUGAGGAAGCACACUUCUGGCUUGCCAUGCUGUGUGGAACAUUGGUUGGUGUGUUGAGGAACAGGCUUGGAAGGAAGUGCUCACUGAACUGAGAGGUGCUGCUGCUGGACAGUACUCAGAAAAAAAGGUGUUUACACUUGAUAUAUAACUACAGGUAUAUACGGGUUCCCCAGGCAUAUGGACUUCAAAGUAAAAUCCUUCAUUUAUUCAUUUCUAGGGAAAAUUAAGACCUCCAGGAAACCCUCAGGAACUCCUAAAGAUAAGCCUUAGUCUCUUUAGUUUGUACACUUCACCACCUGUGUCCAUUACGGCUCUAUGAGAAUUAACUUGUUUACAAAGAAUUCAAAUUGCUGUUCAGCAUUGGGAACGAAAUCUCUGCUCAUUUACAACUAGUGAAGGCACUCAUGGAAGCACAGUAUGCAAAGUUAACCCAUCUACUUUGAUUUUAUUUAGCUAAGAAGUACAGGAAUACUUAAACAAUACUUAGAACAAAAGGCACGCCAGAAAACUUAACAAGAUUUUUUGCCCUUCUUAAUUGAAACUUUCUUCACAGUUAAAUGCUUAAGUAUGGUGUACAGCUUGUUUACAGCUAAUGAAAACAACUUGUGAAGAGUGAUCUGCAAAGCUUUUACCUUCAAAGUAACCUAAAUAAUAUUUCUUCUUGUUUUAAAUGCAUUUUAGAAAGACGUGUGCGUGGCUCUUUAGAAAUGUACUGCUUGUAUUUUAGCAGGCCAAAUAAAACUUGUUCUGAUGUA